Ctenocephalides felis (cat flea) is the source of this 2322-nucleotide messenger RNA. It is a transcript of the gene Gbeta13F, whose product is annotated as guanine nucleotide-binding protein subunit beta-1. The transcript has 9 exons. Gene Ontology annotation, molecular function: signaling receptor complex adaptor activity; protein binding. Lineage: Eukaryota; Metazoa; Arthropoda; Insecta; Siphonaptera; Pulicidae. Bases 351 to 1373 code for a protein of 340 amino acids. The record is from RefSeq and is a predicted model, not a curated record. Gene Ontology annotation, cellular component: heterotrimeric G-protein complex; cytoplasm. Gene Ontology annotation, biological process: G protein-coupled receptor signaling pathway.
AUCGGUGACAGAAAUUCGACCAAUCGCAGAAGGCCCGUAUAUCCCCCCCAUAUGAUGUGUAUCUGGCACCGAGAAAAGAACGACACAGCAGGGAGACCACAAACUGUUCGACGUCGAGCUGCCAUUAUUGUAAAAAGAUAAAGUUAAGUUCUGAAAAGUACAUUAAUAAGAAUUUUGUGUCAGUGCCCAGUAGUGAAUAAAUAGAUCAAAGAUAUGUGUUAUUGAUUAUUAAUGUGAUAUUUCUUAUGAAAGUUGUGUGAUUGUGCGGGAAGACAGGCAGGCGACGGGUGGCCGGGCGAAUCGGACUGGCACCAAUUUGUAGCUAACGUUUUUGUGUUCAGCAGGUAACGAUGAACGAGCUGGAUAGUUUGAGGCAGGAAGCAGAGACACUAAAAAAUGCCAUUCGAGAUGCGCGGAAAGCCGCGUGUGAUACAAGUUUGGUGCAGGCGACGGGCAAUCUUGAACCAAUUGGCCGAAUCCAGAUGCGUACGCGUAGAACGUUAAGGGGGCACUUGGCAAAAAUAUAUGCUAUGCACUGGGGUAGUGAUUCUAGGAACUUGGUAUCAGCAUCUCAAGAUGGUAAACUUAUCGUGUGGGACUCUCACACUACAAAUAAGGUUCAUGCAAUUCCAUUACGUUCAUCGUGGGUUAUGACUUGUGCUUAUGCCCCAUCAGGUAGUUAUGUUGCUUGUGGAGGGUUGGACAACAUUUGUUCAAUUUAUAGUUUGAAGACUAGAGAAGGUAAUGUAAAAGUUUCAAGGGAGUUGCCCGGCCAUACCGGAUAUUUGUCCUGCUGUCGCUUCUUAGACGACAAUCAAAUUGUGACAAGUUCGGGUGAUAUGUCUUGUGGUCUCUGGGACAUAGAAACUGGUCAACAGUGCACUUCAUUUUUGGGUCACACUGGUGAUGUGAUGGCUCUAUCUCUAAGUCCUCAUUGUAGAGCAUUUGUCUCAGGGGCGUGUGAUGCAUCUGCUAAACUUUGGGACAUACGUGAAGGUCAAUGUAAGCAAACAUUCCCAGGACAUGAAAGUGAUAUAAAUGCUGUUACUUUCUUUCCAAAUGGUUAUGCUUUUGCAACUGGAUCUGAUGAUGCCACGUGCCGCCUCUUUGAUAUUCGUUCUGAUCAAGAAUUGGCGAUGUAUAGCCAUGAUAAUAUAAUUUGCGGUAUCACAAGUGUAGCAUUCUCAAAAAGUGGUCGUUUGUUACUUGCUGGUUAUGAUGAUUUCAAUUGCAACGUAUGGGAUACGAUGAAGGCAGAACGAGCAGGUAUAUUGGCUGGUCAUGACAACCGAGUUUCUUGUCUGGGAGUAACAGAAAACGGUAUGGCUGUUGCGACAGGAUCAUGGGACUCAUUCCUCCGUGUGUGGAACUAGCCUAAUCUAGACACUCUAUCUGAAGAUAAACUCUCAGCCUUACCUCUACAUAAUGCUGCUCAUUUUAAACAGUCAUGGUUCAGUAAAUGCGCCACAGAUCUACACAAACAUAUUAGAAUUAUCCUAAACCAUCUCAUACAUUUUGCAAUAUUAUGUUUACACUAAUAUAUACAGUGUUGUGCAUUAGUUAUAUAGCAAUAUAAUUCUAAUUAAUGCACUGCACCUGGAAUGUUUGCCCAGUAUUCGUUUGGGUGAAUAAUUCAGAUUAAUUUGGAUUAUACAUUGGAAAAGGUGAUAUUAUAAUUACCAGCAAGUACCACAUUGACCAAAUCCUCUUAUGUUCAGAAAUUUGGUUACUGCAAAGCCGUUUUUUAAAUAGUAUCAUCAGGUUUAUAAUUAGGAAGCCAAAUAAAAUGUAGAUUCUAACUAAAUGACUAGAUAACCAAAUUGAAGUAUUGAUCGUGUUACGGUCAAUCAGAUAAUGUUCUUUUAAAUUAAUGCAUACGAAUGUAUUCAGAAUUUGAUAAUUAGAUGGAAUGAUUUGUAGUAUAUCAGUGAUUUUGAAAUGUUAGUCAGCCAUUAUUGGUAUUUUAUUUAUCAUAAGAACUUUGUUCUAUCGUAAAUUGAUUUUAAUCAAUAACGUUAUAAACAUAUUUCAAAUUUUGUCAAAUCUACUAUAUACAAUACUUUAUACAAAAGCAUUUACUUUAUUUUAAGAUUUAGACAAAUGUGAUGUAUUAAUGAACUGAAUAAAGUCAUUGCAAUUGAAAUCGAUCUAGGAGAUACAACGUAAUUAGUAACAAUAUUUCAAGUUUACUUCCCGAUUGUGGAUAAAACAACUUGAUUUGUCAGUAAAUAAUAUUUAUACAAAUAUGCUAAAUAUCCAAAUGAUUUAUACUUAAAGUAAGAUUUAUGCUGACAGAUCGUCCACACCUUGAUUCUAAUGCAU